AUUUGAAAAUUGAAAGCAAUGUGGUUGAUUUAGAAUAUUCAAAUUUCAUUUCAGGAAAAUGGACAAGGCCUGAAGCAUACGUUUUCCGCGAUGUGGCGCUAGAUAUUGGGGUACCAGAAAAUCGAAUUAUCAUAGAAAGUCAAGCUACAAAUACAGGAGAAAACGUUAAAUUUUCCUAUAAAAUUAUGAAGAAAUACAACAUCAAUCCAUCGAGCAUUAUUCUUGUUCAAACGCCGUAUAUGGAACGCCGCACGUACGCCACCUUUAUGAAACAAUGGCCAGGAAAUGUGACAUCAUUACGUGUUGUGGUGACGUCACCUCCAAUUACUUUGCGCCACUACCCUAUACGUGCUGUGGGGACUAUGCGAGAAAUAUUAGCUGCAAUGUUAGGAACAUUUCAGAGAAUAAAGAUUUAUCCACGUAUUGGAUUUCAAAUACACCAGAACGUUAAUUCAGAAGUAAAUGAAGCAUUCGAAGCCCUCGUCAAAACCGGUCGUUACAACGAUUAUAUUAUUAGUACUUGA
Messenger RNA from Limulus polyphemus (Atlantic horseshoe crab), 524 nucleotides. RefSeq lists its product as uncharacterized. Gene Ontology annotation, cellular component: plasma membrane. The record is from RefSeq and is a predicted model, not a curated record. The transcript has a single exon. NCBI's taxonomy places the organism in Eukaryota, Metazoa, Arthropoda, Merostomata, Xiphosura, Limulidae. The annotation marks the transcript as partial.